AUGUCGUCCACCCAAAAGCCAACCAUCCUUCUCGUCCACGGUGCCUGGCAUGGUUCCUGGAUCUGGAAGUACCAGAUCCCUGAGCUAGAGUCCCUCGGAUAUGUCACUCAGAACCUGGAUCUGCCUUCAGUAUCUGGUGUACCAGGCAAGACCCAAUUCGACGAUGCAGCGCACGUGCGAAGUGUCCUGGAACCACUCUUAGCCGAAGGCAAACAAGUCGUCGUGUUAGCGCAUUCAUAUGGCGGACCAAUUGGUAGCGGAGCUAUCACCGGACUGUCUGUUGCCGAUCGAGCCAGAGACAACCUACCAGGUGGAGUUUUAGGGCUCAUCAUUCUCUGCGGGUACAUAUUCCCGGGAGGCAUGGAUCAAGGCGCUGUUAUUCGCAGCUUAGGCGGUCUUCCAUAUGUCAAUUGGGAUACCCCUUCUCCCGGACUCUUUGUCGCCAAAGACCCUGAUAGUCUCUUCUAUCGACCCGAUGUUUCAAACGAGCAGGCAAAAUGGGCACUGUCACAGUUGCAGCCGCAGAGCAUGGCUGCGAAUAUGGGCGUCGUCCCUCCUCAAGCAUGGCCAACAGAGUCAUAUAAAGGUCGUCUGGCGUAUAUCAAAGCAACAGAGGAUGCCGUCAUUCCCUUUUCCGACCAGGAGAGCAUGAUUGCUUCCAGCGGAGGGAGUGAAGCUUGGAAGACUCGUGUGCUGGAGGGAUCUGGCCAUAGUCCUCAGAUUUCUCGACCUCAGGAGGUCGCCCAGGCAGUCGACAGUCUCAUCCAAGACUUUCCAAACCACAAGUAA
This is a messenger RNA of Fusarium musae, 789 nucleotides long. RefSeq lists its product as uncharacterized. The transcript has a single exon. The coding region runs from base 1 to 789 and encodes 262 amino acids. NCBI's taxonomy places the organism in Eukaryota, Fungi, Ascomycota, Sordariomycetes, Hypocreales, Nectriaceae. The record is from RefSeq and is a predicted model, not a curated record.